AAAAAAAAAACAGUUUCCUGUGUUUUUUGUUUUGGUUUACAACAAAAAGUACGGGCCUUUUCUUUUUCAGCUCGAUCGCAGCUAAAGAAAGACGAAGGAUUGACAACACACAAACCUCUUCCUUCUCUCUCGCGAGCCAUGAGUCUCUUCGGUCUGGGCAGAAACCAGAGGACAUUCCGCCCAAAAAAGAGCGCACCCUCAGGGAGCAAGGGGGCUCAGCUUAGAAAGCACAUUGAUGCUACACUAGGUAGCGGGAACCUAAGAGAAGCAGUAAAACUUCCAACAGGAGAAGAUUUGAAUGAAUGGCUUGCUGUCAACACUGUGGAUUUCUUCAAUCAGGUCAACUUGUUAUAUGGUACUCUCACAGAGUUCUGUACUCCAGAGAAUUGUCCUACGAUGACUGCAGGCCCCAAGUAUGAGUAUAGAUGGGCAGAUGGUGUACUAAUUAAGAAACCUAUAGAGGUCUCGGCUCCAAAAUAUGUUGAAUAUCUGAUGGACUGGAUUGAAUCUCAACUUGAUGAUGAAUCCAUAUUUCCCCAAAAGCUAGGCGCACCAUUUCCCCCCAAUUUCAGGGAGGUUGUGAAGACAAUAUUCAAAAGACUUUUCCGUGUAUAUGCCCACAUAUAUCACUCUCAUUUCCAGAAAAUUGUGAGCCUUAAGGAGGAGGCCCAUUUAAACACUUGCUUCAAGCAUUUCAUACUGUUUACCUGUGAAUUUGGGCUAAUUGACAAGAAGGAGCUAGCUCCACUUCAAGAGCUUAUAGAAUCCAUCAUUGUUCCUUACUAAACAGGGUUUGCAUAUCCCAUGGAAUGCAUAUUUAAAUUAAAUAAAUUGUACUCAUCUUCACAGUAUCCAAUGUUGCGUGCUAUAAAUACUUUUUGUGCAUAUGAUGUGUGCCUUAGAUUAAAUAUUUGCUCUCUACUAAUUUAUUUGGGAUUUGAAAUACUGUGUAAAGCAAUUGGGCAGCCCUUGUUCUUUGCAUGAGCGGCUGUAAGCUAAUUUGGCUGAAGUCAGUCAGCCGAAACUUUACCCAGCUGGUUUAUCAUAUGGAAAUGCAAUGUGGGUGCUGCAUUUGAUUUUGUUGGUUUUAUGUAAAAUAGUGGUAGCUCAUUCUCUCAAGUGUGAAACUGGUUUGGAAAUAAAAUCUAAAUUCUAGA
Prunus avium (sweet cherry) is the source of this 1157-nucleotide messenger RNA. Its product is annotated as Mob1/phocein family protein. NCBI's taxonomy places the organism in Eukaryota, Viridiplantae, Streptophyta, Magnoliopsida, Rosales, Rosaceae. The record is from RefSeq and is a predicted model, not a curated record.